AUGCCUGCGCUCUGGCUAAGCUGCUACCUCUGCUUCUCGCUGCUCCUGCCCGCAGCCUGGGCCACCUCCAGGAGGGAAGUCUGUAAUUGCAAUGGGAAGUCCAGGCAAUGUAUCUUUGACCAAGAACUUCACAGACAGACAGGAAAUGGAUUCCGCUGCCUCAACUGCAAUGACAACACGGAUGGCAUUCACUGUGAGAGGUGCAAGGAAGGGUUCUACCGACAGACAGAAAGAGACCGCUGCUUGCCUUGCAAUUGUAACUCCAAAGGUUCUUUAAGUGCCCGAUGUGACAGCUCUGGCCGAUGCAGCUGUAAGCCAGGCGUGACAGGGAACAGAUGUGACCAAUGUCUGCCAGGCUUCCACAUGCUCACUAAUGCUGGGUGCACCGCAGACCAGAGAUUCUUAGACUCCAAGUGUGACUGUGAUCCAGCUGGCAUCGUGGGGCCCUGUGACAACAGCCGUUGUGUCUGCAAACCAGCUGUUACUGGAGAACGCUGCGAUAGGUGUCGACCAGGUUACUAUCAUCUGGAUGCUGGAAAUCCUGAGGGCUGCACCCAGUGUUUCUGCUAUGGCCAUUCAGCCAGCUGCCACAGUUCUACAGACUACAGCGUCCAUACUAUCACUUCCACCUUCCAUCAAGAUGUUGAUGGCUGGAAGGCUGUCCAAAGAAAUGGGUCUCCUGCAAAGCUUCAAUGGUCCCACCGCCAUCGGGACGUGUUUAGCUCAGCACGACGAUCAGAACCUAUCUAUUUUGUAGCUCCAGCCAAAUUCCUUGGGAAUCAACAAGUGAGCUAUGGGCAAAGCCUGUCCUUUGACUACCGUGUGGACAGGGGAGGCAGACACCCAUCUGCCCACGACGUGAUCUUGGAAGGUGCAGGUCUACGAAUCACAGCUCCCUUGAUGCCACUUGGCAAGACUCUGCCUUGUGGGAUCACCAAGACUUACACGUUCAGAUUAAAUGAACAUCCAGGCAGUAAUUGGAGCCCCCAGCUGAGUUAUUUUGAGUAUCGAAGGUUACUUCGGAACCUCACAGCACUCCGGAUCCGAGCUACAUAUGGAGAAUAUAGCACUGGCUACAUUGACAACGUGACCCUGGUUUCAGCCCGCCCUGUCUCUGGAGCUCCAGCACCGUGGGUUGAACAAUGCAUGUGUCCUGUUGGGUACAAGGGUCAGUUCUGCCAGGAUUGUGCUUCUGGCUACAAAAGAGAUUCCGCCAGGCUGGGGCCUUUUGGCACCUGUAUUCCAUGUAACUGCCAAGGAGGAGGAGCCUGCGAUCCAGACACAGGGGAUUGUUAUUCAGGGGAUGAAAAUCCUGACAUCGAGUGUGCUGACUGCCCCAUUGGUUUCUAUAAUGAUCCACAUGACCCUCGCAGCUGUAAGCUGUGCCCUUGUCGCAAUGGGUUCAGCUGCUCCGUGAUGCCUGAGACAGAGGAGGUGGUUUGCAAUAACUGUCCCCUCGGGGUUACUGGUGCCCGCUGUGAACUCUGUGCUGAUGGCUACUUUGGGGACCCCUUUGGGGAACGUGGCCCAGUGAGGCCCUGUCAGCCCUGCCAAUGCAAUGACAAUGUGGACCCCAGUGCACCUGGGAACUGUGACCAGCUGACAGGAAGGUGUUUGAAGUGUGUCCACAACACAGCCGGCUUCCACUGUGACCAGUGCAAACCUGGGUACUUCGGGGAUCCCUUAGCCCCUAACCCAGCAGACAAGUGUCGAGCUUGCAACUGCAACCCGAUGGGCUCAGAGCCUGUGGAGUGUCGAAGUGAUGGGAGCUGUGUCUGUAAGCCAGGAUUUGGAGGCCUCCAUUGUGACCACGCAGCAUUAACCAGCUGUCCAGCUUGCUAUAACCAAGUCAAGAUUCAGAUGGACCAGUUUACACAUCAGCUCCAGAGCCUGGAGGCCUUGGUUUCAAAGGCUCAGGGUGGCGGAGCUAUACCCAAUGCAGAGCUGGAAGGCAGGAUGCAGCAGGCCGAGGAGGCUCUCCAGGACAUCCUGAGAGACGCUCAGAUUUCAGAAGGUGCGAUUAGGUCCCUAAAUCUCCAGUUGGCCAAAGUGAGGAACCAAGAAAACAGCUACCGGAAUCGCCUGGAUGACCUCAAGAUGGCGGCAGAGAGAGUCCGGGCCCUGGGCAGUCAGCAUCAGAACCGCGUCCAGGAGACCCGCAGGCUCAUCACUCAGCUGCGCCUGAGCCUGGCGGAGAGUGAAGCUUCCCUGCGGAACACCAACAUUCCUCCCUCUGAACACUACAUGGGGCCAAACAGCUUUAAAAAUCUGGCUCAGGAAGCCCGGAAACUGGCAGACGGUCAUGUUGAGUCCGCCAGUAACAUGGAGCAACUGGCAAGGGAAACAGAGGACUUUUCCCAACAAGUGCUAUCACUGGUGCCCAAGCUUAUGGACGAAGGAGUAAGAGGAGGCAGCCUGGACAGCUCUGUGGUGCAAGAGCUGGUGGGAAAAUUAGAAAAAACCAAGUCCCUGGCCCAGCAGUUGAUGAGGGAGGCCACUCAAACCGACACUGAAGCAGAUAGGUCUUAUCAGCAUAGUCUCCGCCUUCUGGACUCUGUGUCUCAGCUUCAGGGCAUCAGUGAGCAGUCCUUUCAGGUAGAAGCGAAGAGGAUUAGACAAAAAGCUGAUUCUCUCUCUAGCCUGGCAACCCGGCGUAUGGAUGAGUUCAAGCGUGUACAAAGAAAUCUGGAAAACUGGGAAGAAGAAACCCAGCUGCUCUUACAGGAUGGAAAGAAUGGGAGACAGAAAUCAGAUCAGCUGCUCUCCCGUGCCAACCUUGCUAAAAGCAGAGCCCAAAAUGCACUAAGUAUGGGCAAUGCCACUUUUUAUGAAGUUGAGAACAUCUUAAAGAACCUCAGAGAGUUUGACCUGCAGGUUGGAGACAGGAAAACAGAAGCUGAAGAGGCCAUGAAGAGACUCUCCUACAUCAGCCAGAAGGUGGCAGAUGCCAGUGACAAGACUGAGCGAGCCGACUCAGCCCUGGGCAGUGCUGCUGCUGAUGCCCAGCGGGCAAAGAAGGCGGCAAGUGAGGCCCUGGGGAUCACAGACAAGAUAGAACAGGAGAUAAGGAGUCUGAACUUGGAAGCCAAUGUGACAGCAGAUGGAGCCUUGGCCCUGGAGAAGGGCCUGGCCACUCUGAAGAGAGAGAUGAGGGAAGUGGAAGGAGAGCUGGCAAGGAAGGAGGUAGAGUUUGACAUGGAUAUGGACGUGGUGCAGAUGGUAAUUACAGAAGCCCAAAGAGUUGACUCCAGAGCCAAGAACGCUGGAUUUACAAUCCAAGACACACUCAACACAUUGGAUGGCAUCUUACACCUCAUAGACCAACCUGGAGGCGUAGAUGAAGAGGGGCUGAUCUUAUUGGAGCAGAAGCUUUUCCGAGCCAAAAGCCAGAUAAACAACCAACUGCGGCCCUUGGUGUCAGAGCUGGAAGAAAGGGCGCAACGGCAGAGGGACCACCUCCGUUUCCUGGAGACAAGCAUAGAUGGGAUUCUGGCUGAUGUGAAGAACCUGGAGAACAUUAGAGACAACCUGCCCCCAGGCUGCUACAACACCCAGGCUCUUGAGCAACAGUGA
Orycteropus afer afer is the source of this 3573-nucleotide messenger RNA. RefSeq names its product laminin subunit gamma 2 (gene LAMC2). NCBI's taxonomy places the organism in Eukaryota, Metazoa, Chordata, Mammalia, Tubulidentata, Orycteropodidae. Gene Ontology annotation, molecular function: extracellular matrix structural constituent. The coding region runs from base 1 to 3573 and encodes 1190 amino acids. The record is from RefSeq and is a predicted model, not a curated record. The transcript is spliced from 23 exons.